CAGGUAUGACACUAUCCCGCUCUAGAGCCCAAGUAAUUCAAAACCCAACCAACAUGGUUCCCGCCAAAACCGGAUCACUACUUACGCCGUCAACUUUUCGUUACCCAAAAUUUGCAGAUGUUAAUUGCCGCGCACAUUUUCAUUCUUUAAUAUUUCAAAAUUUCACAGAUUUUAAGGCUUCGUGCCAUUACCAUCAAUCUUUCCACAAUAUAUGCCCAGAUUCAGCAUCUUACGAAACAAGGUGUUUUCUUUUUUAGUUGCGUAAUGCAUUAUUUUUACUGGUUACUUUAACGUUGUCUGCGUAGAUCUCUGUUGACGAAUUCAAAAGUUUUGUUCUUUAGGUCUUGUGGAUUAGUGGGUUUGCUGCAAAUUUCGUUGAUUUUUAGCUAAUCGGGGAAGUGGGUUUUUCGUUUUUGUUAAUUUGGAAGUUGAUUUCGUUACUGGUUCUUUUUCACCUGUUUCUUGUUUCUGUUGGACUAACCAUGAGUGGAGAUAAUUUCACUUCCAAACCGCGUGCCGCUUUGGGGGAUGUGACCAAUUUGCCGGCAAAAGGGGUGUUUUCAUUGAUUUCGGGUGAUUUGGGGCUUAAAUCUAGAGAUGGGUAUGGUAAGAACGUGGAUAAUGGGGAUUCAGGUUCUGCAAAACAAGUUUGUUUGGGAGUUGAAGAUUUGGUGAAAGAGAAAUGUGGUGGUAUUGAGAAAGGUUGCAAUUCGUUGACUACUAGCUAUGAGAUUGAUGUUUUAGAGGAGAAUGUAGCUGGUGUGUCUGUUGUCGCAGAUAGGCCUAGUGAUACUAAGGAAACAUCUAAUUUGAUAGAUGGCUGUAUUGAUCUUGUUAAGAGUGGCGGUGCAGGUACACACAGUAUUGGGGAACUUAGUUGUGCAUCUAGUGGUUCAGUGCAUACGAGCUCUGGGCCGUGCACAAAAGAUAGUGAUGACGAAGGGAAAUUCACCUCCAAUGUUAUGCUGAUCAAUCCAGUUGAUCAAGCGUUAGUUGGUGGUGCUUCUGCAAAUGAUGACAAUGAUUCUGGAGUUGGUAGGCUAGCUAGAGAAAGAUGUGGGCCUGUUGGGUGGUCGAGGUUGCCCGCUUCACAGGGUUUGAAAUCGUUUGAGUCGGAAAAGUGCACAACUCUCCAGGGUGAUGUUUGUGCCAAUCUGAAUGCAGGUGCUGACAUGCUCAAAGCUUGCUCCUGUUCUUUUUGCUUGAAAGCUGCUUGUAUUUGGUCGGACCUAUAUUACCAGGACAUUAAAGGCCGACAAUCUGCAUUGAGGAAGAGUCAGAAAGAAGCGGGAAUCUUGGUUAAUAAAUAUGCUAGGGGAAAGCAGGCAGACAUUCCUAGCCAAGUAAACUCUAACAAAUCUCUGAAAUUAGUAUCUGACCUCACUGAUCUGUGGAGGUCCCACUUUCGACACAUGGAGGAUAUGUUUGCUAAUGAAAGCAGCCAACUUCAAGCUGGAUACGUGACACUGAAAGAUUUGAGGGCCAGCUGCAAGAUGGAUCUAGAGAUGAUCACUGGGAUGCCUUCGGACACACUUUAGGUUUCCAAGCAUUGUUACAUUGACGCUGUAUGGGAGCAUGUGGCUAAUAAUCAAAGUAUACGAGGUUGAAUUGACUGCCAAGGUUUGUGCUUCUUUCAUAUGAUAAUCAACUGUGAGCUGCCAUGAACGCAGUCAAGGCAAUGAAUUCUAUUCUACUGACCAACAAUGAUUGCUGUUUAUUUUAAAGAUCCACCAAGAAUGGAUGCAUGUGCAUUCUUAGUUGAAUUUCAUGAAUGGAAAGACUAGCGAUUGAGUGAAAGCUAUCUAUUAUGUUAGCUUGUUUAUUCAACUCGUCUCGUUAAAAAUUAAAUAAUUAUUUUUUUAACAUAAAAAAAUCAAUAUAUAAGUGUUAUUUAUAUAUUUUUUAAUAUUAUAUAAAAAAUAUAUUCAUGAAUCAAGAAAUCGAUACUUACAUAUAAUAAAAUAUAGUUAAUAUAAUAUGUAUUAAUAAAAACAUAUAAGAUUUCAAGAUAAUUUUUAACAUGGCAAAAGAAUGAAAUAAUAUUGUAAUUGUUUUAAUGAAAUAUCAUUUCCUUGGUAUUUGUAUAAUAAUUUUUUUAAUAAAAAAUUCAAGAAAAAUAAAUUAUAAAAAAAUAAAGAUAAGAAAAAAAAAGUGAAAUAGGAUAAGUGUAGAGUAAUAAAUAUUUAGAGUGUAAAAAAUAAAAAAUAAAAUAUUUUUUUCAAAAUAAAUGUAAAGAAAUUAAAGAAAAAAAUUUCAAAAAAUAAAGAAAAGAACAAAAUUUAUGAUAAAUAGACAUAAUAUAGAAUGAUAAAAAUAUCAAAUAUAGGGAAAAAAAAUAUAAGAAAUACUUGUUUUCUUAAAAAAAAAUUAUUAUAAAUUACAAUUUUAUCGCCAAAAAAAAAUUACAAUUAUGCUAUUUCUCGUGAUAACACCAGUUCCUAGAUGUGUACUGAGAGAAGCUGCUUUGACUUUUUCUUUUUUUCUCUCAUAUUUUAAUUCCCACUAUAAAGAUUGGUCAAUUACCCAUGUUUAAGUUCCAAUAAUUGCAGCUACCCUCCUCCACCGUUGGUGGCAGGUGGGGGAGAUGUUGUGCCCAGCCUCAAGGCAAAGGGUUCUGGACCCAGUGGAGAGAGAUUCUGCUACGUGAAAACAACUAUCAUUCAAAUCUCAUAUGUGCAUCGAUCUGGGUGUGCCACGUCUCAGCCAGCUUAUUUCCUUAUGAUUAUCUGGACAAUCCUUCUGAUCAAGGAUUAUCUUGGACAAUUAUUUGUGAUGCAUCGAGGUUGACAUUGGUGAUAGUCAACUGGUGGCCUGAGAUUGUCUGACAUUUGUGAUAAUCAAGGCUUUUUAAGUUUGGGUGCUUGUUAUCGGCGGUGUUCUCUGAACCACCAUUAGAGGGCUUUGCAAUUCUGUAGCUCAGCACUUGUAUUUUCGUUUAGGUUUAUGUGAUGUCCAUAAGCAAUUUCGUGAUUUUUAAGUCAAGCUAGUGUGAUGGCUUUGAGGUGUUACUUCACUUGGUCAAGUUACAUCUUGAUUCUCAACUUUGAAAUGUUAUGAUUUAGUCCCUGGCAUUGAAAGUAUUUAUUCAAUUA
This is a messenger RNA of Populus nigra (black poplar), 3092 nucleotides long. RefSeq lists its product as uncharacterized. The coding region runs from base 483 to 1538 and encodes 351 amino acids. The transcript is spliced from 5 exons. NCBI's taxonomy places the organism in Eukaryota, Viridiplantae, Streptophyta, Magnoliopsida, Malpighiales, Salicaceae. The record is from RefSeq and is a predicted model, not a curated record.